This is a messenger RNA of Kwoniella botswanensis, 2592 nucleotides long. RefSeq lists its product as uncharacterized. Bases 1 to 2592 code for a protein of 863 amino acids. The record is from RefSeq and is a predicted model, not a curated record. Gene Ontology annotation, cellular component: Tec1p-Ste12p-Dig1p complex; Ste12p-Dig1p-Dig2p complex; nucleus. NCBI's taxonomy places the organism in Eukaryota, Fungi, Basidiomycota, Tremellomycetes, Tremellales, Cryptococcaceae. Gene Ontology annotation, molecular function: DNA-binding transcription factor activity. The transcript is spliced from 13 exons. Gene Ontology annotation, biological process: sexual reproduction; regulation of DNA-templated transcription.
AUGGAAAAUAAAGUCAAGCCUCAGCCUCGUGUUUCUACCGCAAAUCUGAGUGUUGGCCUGCCAUCUGGAACUUACAGUGCCGCCGGCGGGACGCCCAGCUGGAGAAGUGGUCCGAGUCCAUCACCCACCCCUCCUGUAGCAGGCAUGACGCCUACCACUCCCUUACCUCCUCCCACCAAUGCUGCUCCUCGAGCUCUUACCGAACGGGAGAGUCAGCUGGUCAAACAUCUUAGUCGCCUUCAAUUCUUCUUAGCCACGGCACCAACAAGAUGGAUGGGAGGCGAUGACAGUUCGGUGAAAGCUACUUCACCUUUUCAUUCCGGAUCACUUGCCUCUCCACACCCCAACCUGAACAGGUUCUUACUACCAAAUGGCGAACAUGUAGCUUGUGUCUUCUGGAAUGGCCUCUACCACAUCACGGGUACCGAUAUAGUACGAGCUCUGGUUUUUCGUUUUGAGGCUUUUUCGAGGCCUGUAAGGAAUAUGAAGAAAUUCGAGGAGGGUGUGUUCUCAGAUCUUCGAAAUCUCAAACCUGGGACAGAUGCAUGCUUGGAAGAACCAAAAUCUCCCUUUUUAGACUUGUUGUUUCGAAAUGGCUGUAUACGUACGCAGAAGAAACAAAAGGUGUUCUAUUGGUUUUCCGUUCCACACGAUCGUUUAUUCCUGGACGCAUUAGAGAGAGAUCUAAAAAGAGAGAAGAUGGGCAUGGAGCCGACGACGGUGGUCGUUGGUGAACCAGCGAGGAGCUUCCGUUACGAUCCUAAGCGUAGCUUGUUUGAACAAUUUGCAGGCAAACAGCCUGGACUUGAAGAAUCUAUCAACCCGAACUCUCGUAUCAUCGAUCCAGCAUCCACAGCCACUACAGCCGCUUCCCAAGAACAUGUGCUUGAAGAAUCAGCUUUCAUGGAGGACACGGAACAUUCAUCUCCUAAUACCUCUGUCAACAACACCGCCAAAGAAAGUCAAAACGCGCCGUCGUCUAUAGAGAUGAAUCAUGUACAUUCCGAUCGACUUACUUCUGGUCACGACAAAGACCUGCUUGAGAGUCAGUCCAACGCGAAUACAGUUCUAUUCUCUCGCUCUUUGCUCAAAGGGAGUCCCGCAUACAAGCAGGGCCGAAGAAAAUCGUCUCGAGAGAAAAAGCAUCGACAACAACGAGCUGGCACUAUCACCACCAACUAUGACACCGGAGACGAUGACAGUGGAUCGGACAGUGAUCGAUUACAUAGAUCUGAAUAUUCCUUUCCAUCUGGCGAUGAAGGUCCCGUGUCGACUUCCAAUUAUAUACAACCACCUAUAUACCCUGAUAUUCGAGGUUCACCUGUAAAUUUCAAUAACGCUAACCCAGCUCACUCUGGACAACUGAGACCUGGACCGGCAAAUGGGAGCUUGUUACCUCUUUCGAAUACCAUUCCACCUUCGCGACCUCACCCAGGCUCAUGGUCCUCAAGUUUCCUGCAAGUCGCCCCAACUGAUCGACCGGCACCGAGUUCUUCAUAUACAACUUUCCCUUCGACUGGUCAUUCGGCCCAUCAUCCUCUCGGCCCCGCCGCCCCAGCAUCUAUCUCUGCGACUGGUGUACCAUCAAAAGGAUUCAGCUGUCCUCUCCUCUCUUGCGGGCGACUGUUCAAACGACUUGAACACCUCAAGCGGCAUGUUCGAACUCACACUCAAGAGAGACCAUAUGAAUGCACCCGAUGUGCAAAGAGAUUCAGUCGGAGCGACAAUCUCACACAGCACAUCAAAACCCACGAGAAAGCGGAUCGGGGAGAAAGAAUGAAGACAGAAGCCUCUGAAAGUACGGAGGAUGAUAUAGCAAUCCUUUUGGAGGCGGAGGUGGAUGCGAUGGCUGCUAGAGAGAGUAGAGGUUAUUCCACAUCGACGAAUCCUUCGACCAUCAAUGCAGAUCAUAUAUACAGCUUAGCUUACGGAGAGAAUCCCACGGCUCUGCAAGGUCAUUUCAGCCCAGCUCGACUCCCUAUGUUACCACCGUCAUUGUCUGGUACUGAAGAAUUUGGAGGUAAUACUAUUGUCAAUAUGCAUGCUGGUCGUACUCCGUCCGUUCGACCAGAUUGGUCAUUGGGAAACCCAGUCCCACCCAUGUUCAGCAAUGUCGCCGAUAAUCCGCUCUAUAAUAAACGACACCGCUCCAUGACACCCAACCUACCUCCAUCAGGCCGAACAUCCUUAACAGAACAGCAACACGUCUCUCUUCAGCCAUCUUCGUCAUAUCUUGGUGCUUCGCGAUACCAUCCCUACGCUUCUUCCACUGUGAAUCCUGGACCUCAUCCUUACAUUCGCGCCGCUUCCCUCGAUCCGUCCGCUUUCUUGAGUCGAACACCAGGACAUGACGGCUAUACCACGAAUCAUACCAGUCAAGAUCCGCUCAACAACACUUCGAAGGAAUCUCAUCCCUUUGCCUCGUUCGCAACAACGGGGGAUGUCACCAAUUCCAAUACUCCCUCUUAUAGCUUGGGUGACAUGAUCUCGGGUGCAGAUGAAGUGCUUCCAACGAUUACGACUCGUUUUCAGGGUGGGCAAUCAGAUGAUCAAUCAAAAGACAAGGAGCAGAACGAAUGGACAGAACUUUGA